AUGAUUCAGCUCAUAAAAUAAAACUUAUCUAGAAACCAAAGCAGGAAGGAGGAAAAUUUAUUUCCAUACUGUUUUUAUACUGAUGGAGGUGCAUAUAAUGAUGAAACAUACUACUUUAUCCAAAAUAUAUUCUCAAGGUCAACUAUAUGCUAUUCAACGAAAUUACCUAAGAACUCACACAUUCAAGCAUAUCUUGGUCGAAAGGUUGUCUGUGAUGCUUCCUAGGUACCCCCAAAAAACUAUAAAAUAAAGAAUAGUUAAGAUAUAGUAAUGCUACCUUAUGAGUAAUAUGUUGAUAAAAACGAAGAUGAGUGCUAUAAAUUGCUCACUGAAUUAGUGAUUCAUAAUAUGGGCUGGGGUUAUACUUGUUUCUGCUCUGCAUAUAUGAUAUUUGUGUCAGAGAAACCAAUCAAAAUACAAAAAAGCGAAAUAAUUCAGAUGUUUAAUGAUAUAAAUUCUGUUGAAAAAUUCGAAGAACUUGGUUUUCCAAUUUUGAACUCAACAUAGUGCUCAGAUGGUUCAAGUAAUAGAGCCUUCGAAAUAGAUUUGUCAUAAAAGAACCUAAUAAAAAAGAUUGCGAAAGUUAAGAAAUUAGAUUGCUAUCCUUUAUUGUUUGUUGCAUCUUUUCCUAGUAAAACAGAAUACUCAGUUAAAUUUAAAUAAAAAAUAGCAGCAAAAUAUUUGGUGCUGAAACUGAUAGAUAGUUAUAAGCACAAUCUCAAUGAUAAUAAUAUAGAUAUGUAUAACCUAACCCUAAAUGGCAUAAAACUGUAGAUACCUCAAAGCUGA
Messenger RNA from Stylonychia lemnae, 789 nucleotides. The record is from the annotation of a GenBank genome assembly. Lineage: Eukaryota; Ciliophora; Spirotrichea; Sporadotrichida; Oxytrichidae.